Molecule: messenger RNA, 8038 nt
Organism: Gasterosteus aculeatus aculeatus (three-spined stickleback)
Lineage: Eukaryota; Metazoa; Chordata; Actinopteri; Perciformes; Gasterosteidae
Gene: kank4
Product: KN motif and ankyrin repeat domains 4
Biological process (GO): negative regulation of actin filament polymerization
Cellular component (GO): cytoskeleton; cytoplasm
Molecular function (GO): protein binding
Source: RefSeq, a predicted model, not a curated record
AGUGGGUGUAUCCAGCCCAGCCGCUCCGAUGUUAGGAAACAGCAACUCUUCCAUCCUACUCAGUCUGCUCUCUACUCCCCCUGUUUCAGCCAGUCUGUCUGCCCGCUAGCGUAGCACUCUCCUUUCACUCGCCACUAUUCAUCCCCAUCCAGGAUACAUUUACACAUACCCACGCAGGGCGACCGGAUUUCUGUCUCAGUGGACUGACGGGCUCGGCUGAUAGAACCGAUAUGCAGACAAUAUAUACAGAGCUGGAAAGUGGGGAUCUGUAGUGGUGCUGUGGAAGCUGAAGUUUCAUCCGCCCCCCCCUCCUGCUACGUUUUUUGUCCCAAAGGAUACCACACACAGCUGCAGAGGCUGCAGGCUCCAACUGAAGCAAACGCAAGUCGAUGACUGAGAUCUCCGCCUCCCAUGAUGGACAAGAAAAGUGCCAACGGCUUUCAGACCAAAGCCAGUGAGGGCAGCAUUCAGAAGAAGCAGCUGCCCUACUCAGUGGAAACCCCCUAUGGCUUCCACCUGGACCUGGACUUCCUCAAGUAUGUUGACGACAUUGAAAAAGGCAACACCAUCAAACGGGUUCAUAUUCAGCGCAGGGUCAAGAGCCCAGCCAAAUUCAGCACACUGCCCAGAAAUUUCAGUCUUCCUGGGCACGGGGCCAGGCCUCCCCCUAAGGACAAGGACAGCACGUGGUCCGGGACUUCCACCUUGGGACCCAAGCCAAAAUCACGGGUGACAGAGGUCCAACAGAUCUACGACUUCAGGGCAAGCGAAGGGGGGACCUCCAGCCAUAUCAGAGCUGGCCAUGUUUCAGCGAAGCCCAGAGACGAAUUGGGAGCUGGAGCAAAGGAUGUUGAAGAGAGAACCUCGGGUAUUCAAAGCCGUCCGAACCUGCUCCGAGCAUCGAGCAUGCCCAUCACCCUACAGCAGAGAAAGGCUUCCGAUUCGAGCAGUCCGGAUCGGGUUGUAGGAACACCGGAGAGUGGCUCGACGGAGAACGUGUUUCGUGCUUCACCGGACAUAACUGAGAGGCGGUGUAUUCCUCAGGAUCGGACAGGGCUUCACCAGCAGAUCACUGUGGCACUGAAGCGGGUCAGGGAGCUAGAAGAGCAGGUGAAAACCAUUCCAGAACUCAAGGCUCAGAUCUGCUCACUGAGGGAAGAGAGGGAGAAGCUGCUGCUUCAGCUACACGCCCAUGCCCAAGCCCAAAGCAAAGCCCAGGUUUCCUCUUUGCCCUCCACAAUAGCGUCCAAGCAUGACUCUGGGACACACACUCAGCCACAAGGACAGAGACCUUCAGCGGGGCUCAACUUAGCUCUGAAGACUCAACCCACUGGAGGUUUAGAGUCUUCAGGGCCGACAAAGCUUGUAACAGAGAAGGCAAAACAAGCUGUUAUAGAGAAAAGUAAAGUGUUACAAAGAGAGAAGGACAUAAAUCAGGAAGCUUUGAACAGCACAUCAGCACAUUUGCAAACGAGUAGGCUGUCAGAGCAAGAAUUGCAAACAGAGACUUUAGAGAGUACACAGGAUGAUGCAGUGCAAAAACUAUCACAAGAUAUUGCCGGACAGGAAUUAACAUCACUCAGGGAGGCUUUAAAAGACGCAGAGACAAGCAAGAUUCAAGAUGGUGAUGCUGCAAAAGCGGGCAAACUCGAGGAACCCGACAGUAUGCAGAAUCUACAGGAAAAGCUGAUGAUACUGGAGGCUAAACUUACUCAGGCUAGCCAAGAUCUGGAGAGAACCAAUACACUUUUGAAAGAACAAAUGGAUGAGAACAAGGUAAAAGAAGAGAGAAUACUACAACUGAGUGAUGGAGUGACGGCGGAGGCGUGUACUCCAGAAGCACAAAACAGACCUAGAAGAGAGAGCAUCGACACAGGGACCGAGACAGAGAGAGUAGAUUUCACCCACCAAGAGACGGAGACAGAGUCAGCUGGUACAGUAGAUCAGGGAACGGAUACCGAUAGGAUCUGUAUUAAGGUGUCUGGACCCACACCAGGGGCUGAAAGUAUCAAUGACCAAACAGAAACUGAUAAAGUGGACACAAAGGAACAGUCGAUAGAGACAAAGGCAGAAGCCGUGAGCCCACCGAGACCCAGAGCCAACAGCAUUGAGCGGGGCACCGAAACCGAGAGGAUCGCCACUCAGGAUAAGACGACAGAGACGCCGGUAGCAGAGGGGGCAAACCAAGUCACAGAAACACAGGGGGAGACACUAAGUGACCGUCCUCACAGACCACGGGCCAGCAGUGUAGAUCGGGGGACAGAGACAGAGAGAGUGAACACUGUGGACAGGGUGACCGAGACAGCGGAAGCACAGAGGACAGACCAGCAUGCCGGGACAGAGGUAGAAAGACAGCGGGACAGGAACCCAGCCGGAGAUGCAGAGGUAGAGAGUCAAGUAAGAGAACUUCCAGGCAGUGAAACGUUAGAAGAAGUAGGUAGCAGGGUUAGUGAAAGAGGGGAGGAUAUGGAAGCUAAUGAAAUAGUUCAAAGACAGAGUGGAGAAAGCAAACAUGUGGCAUGUAAUGACAGUUCAAUUGCAGUCCAAGAGAGCAACGUUGAAGAAAGUGUAGUUUCAGACAUUGUAAGUCAGGAUCAAGGGUGUUCCAGUGCACUUGUUGCAGAAGUAGAAAAUAUUGAGUCCAAGAUUAAAACUGUGAUCGUGUGCGCAACAACCAAAGAGACUGUGGUCACUGACACAGUCGUAUUAAUAGCUGAAGAGAAUGUCAAUGUGAAGGCAGCAGCUCCUGUGCGACCCCAGAGGGGCCGAAAGCUCUCAGCCGAGCAGGUACAGCCGAUACCCGCUCAGGUUCAGGCCGCUCCUGUGCGUCCUCAUCGGGCAUCCAGUGAAACUCAAGCGCAGCGGUCCCAGGUGGACGUUCCACUUCAGCCCGGGGCCCAAACCCAGGCUCAGCUCUCUGAAACACAGACAGAAUCCCCGUCUCAAGCCUCAUGCCCGUCUCAGGUUGAGGACAGCAGCCUUGCCGAGAGGCCUUCAGCGGAGUCGAGUGGGAAACAAACGAAACCACAACCACGGAGUGAAACUCAAGGUGCACCACCGGGCGCCAGUGUAAAAAAACGUCCCAAAUCAAUUCAAGCGCAGACCAGACGGCAUUCUAAAGAACUAAAAGCAUCACAACCUCCCGGUGGAGUACCAGGGGAAUCCCAGACCCGCCCAACCGGCCAGGUUUCACAUGAGGCUCAACCCUCGUCCCAGGGCUCCCGUAGAAGUUCCGCUGAGACUCAAGCCCCUCAAAAGAUGCCCGGCGAGACACAAUCACCGCGCAGAGGCUCCGGCGAGACAACCCAACGUCGCGUUUCAAGCGAAACGGCCGAGCCUCAUCGCAGAGGCUCCGGUGAGACAACCCAACGUCGCGUUUCGAGCGAAACCCUUGACUCGCGUCGGGUAGCCGGCGAGGCCGAGCCUCAUCGCAGAGGCUCCGGUGAGUCGCCAACGUCGCCUGCGGCUUUGGGCCAAGUUGUGACCCGCCUGACGGGGCUUCUGGGCGAGCAGUGGGCACAGCUGGGGAGCAGCACUGGGGCUCAACAGACGACGGCCGGCCAGCAGGAGAGCCCCAGCGCACAGAAACAGACAACGGGGAAAAGGGCCGAAGCAGCGAAAGGAGCAUCAGCCAAGCCUCUAGGGAAAGCUGUUCCUGCAGCGACCGCGGGGAAGGCAGCCGGGAAGCCUGGUCCCUCCAAAAUGAGCUCCAUUCAAAGUCAACUGGUCAGCUCCCUCAGCGUCCUCUCCGCCUUCUACUCGCCGGGCCAGAAAGCUGCUGCUGCCAGCAAACAGCGCGAUCAAGGUCUCAAAUCAAUUAUGAAGAAAAAUGGGGUCGCUGACAAGCAGGGGAACAAGGGAGCCAAGAAAAACCUGAAGUUUGUUGGGGUGAACGGAGGCUAUGAGUCGACAUCCAGCGAAGAGUCCAGUGGAGAUGAGAAGUCAAAGGUGGAGGUGGAAGAGGAGAAAGGAAGCUCCUCACCAGAGGUAGAGAAAGAAAAGGCAACAGAGCCUGAGCCAGCAGACAAGCCCGAGGAGGGAGCGGUGACACAGGAGAAGGAUGCAGAGGUCUCCACUGAGGGAGGAGGUGCCGUGGCUGCAGAGACGGAGGGUGAAAGAGGCCUCCUGGAUAUAGAAGGCAGUCAGGAGCUUCCAGAAGAAAAGGCUGAAGGGGAGAAAGUGAACCAGGGGUUCAUAGACGCCUGCCUCUAUGUAAAAGACCGAAUGGAAGAGGUUUCUUCACCAGAUAAAGAAAUGCGCCAGGUCCUAGUGGUGCUCUACCAGGAGUGGUUCAAGAUAUCCAGUCAGAAAGAAUCGCAGGCCGAUACCGUCAGAUUGUACCUGAGACAAGUGGGCUUCACCACGCCCACCCUCCUGCCAUACGUAGUCAAUUUAACUGACGGCAACGGGAACAUGGCCCUCCACUACAGUGUGUCACAUUCAAACUUCCCCGUGGUCAAACUGCUGCUGGAUACCGGUCUGUGUGAGACGGACAAUGUAAACAAGGCAGGCUACACUCCCGUGAUGCUUGCUGCACUGACAGCUGCCGAGAGCUCUGACGACCUGGAGGUUGCACAACAGCUGUUGAGAAUGGGUGACGUCAAUGCGUGCUCCAGACAGGCGGGCCAGACGGCGCUCAUGCUCGCGGUAAGCCAUGGCCGCGUUGCCAUGGUAAAGCUGCUCCUGAGCUGCGGUGCGGAUGUAAACGCACAGGACCGAGAGGGCUCCACGGCCCUGAUGUGUGCCAGCGAACACGGACACACCAACAUCGUUCGCAUGCUGCUGGAGACGGGCCGCUGUGACAGCACCCUCACGGACAAGAAUGGACAGACAGCGCGAUCUGUGGCAGAGGGAGCCGCCCACCAAGAGAUACGUGACCUUCUGAAGGCCCACGCUGAAACCCGAGGCCCCGAGUCCUUUUUUACCACGGACCUCCAGUGACAUCCAAACCACUCUCGCUCUCCAACCAACAACCGCACAAUUUACACAACUUUUUGCCCACCAACAAAGAGGAAAAAGGAUUUCACUCAAAUGAACUACAGACAGGAGGACACCAUACAAGACUUAGUAUGCAGAGUGAAAGAAGUGGAUGUACUCGGUUGCUGAGGCCCUGUGGGUGUUUAUGGAAAUGCUGCAUUUAACCACUCAGUGGAUAGACAACAAAUGAGACCCUGUGGAUUUGAUGAUAAGGCAUUGCCAUGGUGACAAUUGACAGGAAAUCACAUAUGAGACAGGGUGAGAAUAUUAAAGGGCAGCAGGGACGGACCGAAUCGCAAGUGGAUGAAGAGAUGCUCUAAAAACGUCUGCUUCUUAUCUUAUCAACGAGCUCUUCAAGCAAAAAUACUAAGCACAUGAUCUACCUUUCAAAUAUAUAAUAUUAAAUAUGACAUAAUUUCUAUUUUUCCUUCAUGAGAUUGGCAUUAUCAUUUCCAUAUUUGAAUAUGGAAAUGAUUGAGAAAUGAUACACACCAUAUAUGUAGAAUGUUAUUCGAAUGCAUUAUACUCAUACAGAAACAAAGAAAACUGUAUUUUCUGCUGCACUUUUUUUUAUUGUGUUUGUGUAAAGGAAAUAGUCCUCUCUAAGAAACUAUAUAAAAGUGUCUAAAAGUGUGAAUUAUAAAAAAGAUGUUAUAUAAUUAUAGAAUAGAGUGUCCAGGUAAAUUUCCCAUCAUUCAGUGGAUAUUAAACAAUAAUUAUUGUAUUGUUUUUGCCAUAGUAAUGAUGUUUUUCCAGAUACAGGGACAUGGGUGAAAAUGUUUUCUGUUGAACAUUUCUAUGUUACGAAUUUUUAUAACCACAAUGUUACCAGAUUAAAGAAAGACAAACGUUUUCUAAUAAGAAGAUUGUUCAGUUCAGAAGGUGCUGCAUGACGAUACACAGUUACUCUCCCUACUGGCUGGCAUUUAAUACUAAACGAACAACAGUAUGUUGUAAUACUGUUUUCAUGAUAAGCGUCUCUCUCUCUCUCCCUCUUGGUCCCUCAGUUCAAAUACAAUAUGUGUCUUGUUUGCCUUCUCAUUUCAAAUCCAAUCCUGUAUGCAACUGCUACAAAAUGCACAAUGAAUGUCAGGCCGACUAUGAUACAUUCCGAGAAAACAAUCUAGCAAGUAUAACUGUACCGGCUUGGAUCAUGGGACUAAAUAAUUGUUCACCAUGUGCGACUAAAGACACUUAAUCUUUACAACAAAUGUCUGGUCUGCCUGUUCUCAAAUGACUAACAAUUCGAUGCCGCUUCAAGUAAUUCAUAAUUUCAAAACGAUAUGUCAAAAACAAGUUUUUUUUUAUUGCUGCAAUGCGGAAAGAAGCAAUAUCGAUGCUAACUUUUAAAUCCUAAACCUCUAGGGGGAGGAACUCUGGUCCAGCCUUAAUCAGAUGACGAUGUCACAUCUUAGAGAUAAGAUGUGUUCCAGGGAGUGUGGUCGUCGUCUUCUUCUAUUUUAAACAAACGCACACCCAUAUUUCUAAAGAAUCUUUGAACAGAAGUUCUGGUUUGAUUCAAUGUUUACAACGUAACAGCUCACCUUCAGUGACCCCUGCGGAAAACGCCCAGCAGACAAUGUUAUCAACAGAUCGGUAACGUUCCACAGUAACUGAAACAAAAGUUAAUUAAAUGCUCUGUUUAACAGACUUUUGGAAGUAACAUUGUCAACUAAUUGGGUACGGUCUCGAGUUUGUAACACAGGCUUUCUGUUGUAAACCUUUAGUCUCCAUGACAAGAUAAAUCUAAUGAUAUUGUCCAGUUACUUCUUAAAGGAAGCUCCUCCAGAGACGACAUCAGCCACAUGUUCUCUGUCUGACCGGGUUAAUUGCUGGGGUCACUGGAGGUGGCAUUUGAAGGUGAAUACCACUCACAUUAACAACUGCCAUGUGUGAUCUGCGGGAGGCCAAUCUGCAUUGAGGUGCAGACGGCGCCGUGCAAACGCUGUCCAGUUCUGAGAUAAUCGCCUUUCUUUUUACGAGCUGCCGUGUGAUCUGACCGCUCAGUCUCUCAUUCCCAGACAUUGUUUUUGUGGAUGCUAAAAUGAUUCUUUACGGAAUCCCCGUGAAGAUAUACUUGUUAUAUGACGUAUCUCGUUUAUGUAGUAAUAUAGAGAAUGGAUUAAUUUAAGCAAUAAUGGGAUAUUUUCAACAGUGGCUUUAGUAAUCAAAUCAUUUGUUUCGUAACAAAGUAGCAAAGAUUUCCUCAACAAUGAGUCUUGCAUUAAAACAGGAUCAGAAAUAACUUAUUUUAAAUCAUCGCAGCACAUGUGAUCAUUUCUGGUUGUCUGUACACUGAGGCACAUUGAUGCUUCCUGUUAGACAGACGGCUAAACGAUGAUCCAAUCGGUGCUGUGUGAAAUAUCUGGUAUAUCUGGUCUUCCGUGCUCGUGUAUUAAGUCUUGAAGUGAAUCACAUCCAUAUGUUUAAUCCAGUGUGACCCAGAUCUGAAACGGUUUCAUUACUGGCUCAACACCAAAGAACUGAAAUUAAAUCGGUUUCACAUGGGGUUGAAUAUAUAGUUUUAUCUGUUUAGUAAUCAAAAAUAAUCAAAAAUCGUGUACAGACAGUAUUGUGACAAAUAUAUAACAAGCAUUGUCUGAAGGUUUGCUCUAUAAAUGAUACAAGUAUUUAUUCCAAAUGCUAUAUUUUUUACCAUAUAUAGUAUACUUAUGUAUGCAUGGACAAAUAUUCCAGUGAUUGUGUUGAAGGGGAAAUUGAAUGAUUGAGAAUGAUGCAGAGUGUUCCCUGAUGAUGUGAUUAUCUAGCGUACCAUGGAUUGGCAGGGUGGUGAAGUACAUGUGUGAUGUGGACAUGGUUUUGACUGCGUCAUGUGCCCUUUAAUUUUACCCUUGAUAUUUCUGGGUAAACGUAAACUCUAAAGCAGUAUUGACACCGGCUAAAGCUAUACUGGCAUUUCUCAUUGGUUUGGAUGAGAUUAUGUACAUGACAGAGUCAAAAAUAAAAACAUGUACCUCUCUGUAAUAUCCCUUGAACAACAGGCUUAUAUGUGGCAAAACCAGAGAACUACUUCUGAAUAAAUACAUAUUAAUAUCAAAGA